This is a messenger RNA of Nezara viridula (southern green stink bug), 1926 nucleotides long. The record is from the annotation of a GenBank genome assembly. NCBI's taxonomy places the organism in Eukaryota, Metazoa, Arthropoda, Insecta, Hemiptera, Pentatomidae.
CCAACUGUUUGUGUAAUAAAUUAGAAGUGUUCUCAGCUGAAGUAUGAUUCAUCUAUAUAAUGGCCGUGCUGCUUCAAGGACUCAGUCUCUUGGGAGAGAGAGACCAUUACGGGUGCAGUGGUAGUGAAUAGAUUGUGAAGGCAUCUGUUGUGGAAACGAAAUGGACAAGAAAGUUCUUGAAGUAGUUUUGAAGAAGUUGGACAGGGAGUCUAGGGUCGCCUCUAUCAUAGAUCUCCAGUCGGUACCAGCUUUACCCAAAGGAGAGAACUACACAUCGAUCAUCUUGAGAGUAACAUUGAAAGUAGUCUUGGGAAAUGGAAGGUUGGCUAAGAAGUCCUUCAUCAUGAAGCAGAUGAUCACUGAAGGAACGGGAGGAGAAUUCAUGAAAGAGCAGAAUGUAGCCAAACACGAAAGCCAGAUAUAUUCUGUUGUACACAAGGAAAUGACUUAUCUAAUGGAAGAGUUCGAAGACACCGAUGAUCCUCUUUGGUGUAACUUCGUUCACUAUGAUCCACGCUUAUCUUAUAUCCUUCUAGAAGACCUGAAUGCAAGUGGUUACAGUGUGGUUCCUAGACAGAAAGGUUUGGAUUUAGACCACGCCAUCCUCGCUCUCAGAGGUUUGGGGAGGUACCACGGAAUGGCUAAGGUUCUCGAAGAGAGAGGAGUCAUUUCCAAAGACACUUAUAAGCCUAGUCAAUUUUUCAGUGACACAAAUAUUAUCAAAGCGUUACCUUACGCAGGUAUUUUGAAUGUUGCUAAGGCUCUUCAGGAGAGCUGGGGACCUGAAUGGGUAGAAACUGGAAAGAAACUGAUGGUACCAUUUGAUCCAUUUGCUGAAAAGUGGUCCAAAGCAGAAAAGGUUUAUACUGAGACAAAGUUUACAGUUCUCAUCCAUGGCGAUUGUUGGUCAAACAAUAUGAUGUUCAAAUACGACUUUCAGAAGCGACCAAUAGGAGUGAAAUUCUUGGACUACCAAAUACCCCAAUAUAACACCCCAUGCAUGGAUGUUACCAAUUUCCUUUACCUCGGUAUCCAGCCAUCAGUACGUCGAAACAACUACGAACUCCUGCUGAAGACCUACCACGAUUCCUUAGUCAGAACUUUAGAAAAGUUUGGAUUCACUGGUGCCAAACCAACUCUUGAAGAAAUAACUGAUACAAUGAACCUACUCGAGUUCUUCGGAAUGGUGCUUUUUGUCUCCAUAUACCCUGCUCUGAUUUGUUCAUCGACAGAAGGUUUCGACUUAGAGAAGAUCUUUUCAAAUGAUGAAGAAGGAGGUUUGAACAAAGACAUUUUAACUGAGCCUGGAAUGGUUGAAAAAUUAGGGCCUGAUAUUAUUGAUUUUGUUGAGAGGUUCGUCCCUACUCUGAAUUAAAAUUUUUAAAUUUGUAUAGGGUUCUUGCAUUAAAACAAAUAAAUAUUGAAUUGAAUUGAAUACAAACAAAAAAAUAGUCUGGAAUGAUUGUAUAUUUAGAGCCAAAUAUAAUAUUUGUUCUCUUAUACUUUCCUAUUCAACAAAUAUUUCAGACAUUCGUCAAUGAAAGAGAAAAACAAUUGUGUGUAUAGGUGUAUUUAUAUUUAUAUGUGAAUAAGUAAUUUAUAAGAAAAGUGUACUGUAAUACACUAAUGAGAUAUCUACCUCUAACUAAUAAAAAUUGUUGAAGUAUUUAUUAGUAUUUUCUUCGUUAAAAGCACACAAAAAAAUGUUUGAAAAAAAAACUUAUUGAACAACCAUAAGUGAAUCUGUUUAAAAAAAAAAAUUUAGAAAACCACAUUUAAAUAAUUCAUUACAGCAGUUAAUAAGAUCUAAAGUGAAUAUUUUUUUGAAGUUUGUAAGAAAAUGUAAUGUAUAAUAAUAUUAAGUAUUAGAAUAAUUGUACAAAUAAAUAUUUAUUCAAAUAAAAUUAUUAUUUUUUUCAUAUUAAU